Molecule: messenger RNA, 1305 nt
Organism: Phodopus roborovskii (desert hamster)
Lineage: Eukaryota; Metazoa; Chordata; Mammalia; Rodentia; Cricetidae
Gene: Slc10a5
Product: solute carrier family 10 member 5
Exons: 1
Coding region: 1-1305 (434 amino acids)
Biological process (GO): bile acid and bile salt transport
Cellular component (GO): membrane
Molecular function (GO): bile acid:sodium symporter activity
Source: RefSeq, a predicted model, not a curated record
AUGUUUGGAAAAUCUUUUCUAAUCCUACUUUUGUUGGUGACUCCAGGAGAAACGAGGAAGUCAUUUCUCAGUUUUCUGAAUCUACAAAAUACAGAAACUCUGUUGUUUGCAAAGACAGAAGAAACUGUCGUUGUAAGGUCCCAUUAUAAAGGCAAACGGCCUGACUCCAGCUACCUCUUUGUGAAAUUAGAGGAUCCGAAGGUGCUGCGGGUGGUGAAUGUGACCAAGACUUUGCUAGGCACCACAGACUUUACCAUCAGCCUAAUGACCUUCCCAGGAGAGACCAAUCUGACCAUCCAACUCUGGGAUGCCAAAGGUAGGCAAAAAACACUCAUCGAAGAGAUAAAGAAUGUUAAAGUCAGAGUGCUCCGACAGGCAGAAGACAGCCUCUUCCAGGCUCCCAUGCAUGUCAGCUGCUAUACUUUGAUGCUUGUUUUAUUGAUGAUCCUUUUAAAUAAAUGUGCCCUUGGCUGCAAGAUCGAACUCCAGGUGCUUCAAACAGCAUGGAAGAGACCUUUGCCCGUGAUUAUUGGGGCAGCUAUCCAGUUUUUUCUUAUGCCAUUCUGUGGUUUUCUUUUGUCUCAGAUUCUGGGAUUGCCCAAAGCACAGACUUUUGGAUUUGUAAUGACCUGCACAUGUCCAGGAGGAGGUGGGGGUUAUGUUUUCGCUCUCCUUCUAGAAGGAGAUGUCACUCUGGCCAUUCUAAUGACCUGCACAUCAACAUCCCUGGCUCUGGUAAUGAUGCCUCUCAAUUCUUACCUGUACAGUAGGCUGUUGGGAUUGCCAGGCGUAUUUCACGUUCCUGUGUUAAAGAUUGUGUCUACGCUCCUUUUCAUCCUCGCACCAAUAUCGAUUGGCAUAGUCAUUAAGCACAGAACACCCGGGAAAGCGGUCUGUUUAGAGAGAGUAGUCCGGCCUCUGAGCUUGACUUUAACGUUUGUAGGGAUCUGUUUGGCUUUCAGGAUGGGGUUGGUAUUUCUGAGAAUGGCCAACCUGGAUGUGCUUCUUUUGGGGCUUUUGGUCCCUGCUCUAGGCUUUUUGUUUGGCUAUUCCUUUGCUAGAGUCUCUAUGCAGCCUCUUCCUGUUUGCAAAACGGUUGCUAUCGAAUGCGGGAUGUUGAAUAGUUUCUUAGCCCUGGCCAUUAUUCAGCUCUCCUUUUCACAGUCCAAGGCCUAUGAAGCCUCUGUAGCUCCUUUUACAGUAGCCAUGUGUUCUGGAUGUGAAAUGUUGCUACUCCUUCUGGUCCACAAGGGCAAGAAAAGAGGAAUCCUUAGCACAGAAACAAAAAGGACUCUUCUAGUCUAA